AAGCGUGUGCCCACCCGCAGACCGCCUAUUCUGUUUUUCUUUGCCGUUCCAAAGAAAACAAUCGUUUUACUUCUGGUUGCCUGUAAGGGUUUUGCUCCUCCCUUCUGAAAUCCUAUAUUAGCCGCGGCCAAAGCCGUGUAAGGAACACAGCUCAUUGUUGGCAAGUGCCGAUGCGCCUCGCGGAGCGGCGAGAACCAGCUCCGGGGCUGCGGCAGCGAUCGCGGCGCCGGUCACGUCAGCGCCGGGGAGAGGGAGCCGGAGAAGCCCUCUCUAUGCUGGGUGACUCUCGCUGACUGAUUCCACCGCCACCUUUGAAGGAGAAGAAGAAAGAAGCCGGGAGGUGAGCCAUGGCAGACCACAUGAUGGCCAUGAACCACGGGCGAUUCCCCGACGGAUCCGGCGGGCUCCACCACCACCCUGCGCAUCGGAUGGGCAUGGGGCAGUUUCCCACCCCCCAUCACCACCACCAGCAGCAGCAGCCGCCGCAGCAGCACGCCUUCAGCGCCCUGAUGGGCGACCAUAUACAUUACGGAGCUGGGAGUAUGAACGCGAGCAGCGGGGUGAGGCACGCCAUGGGGCCGGGCAGCGUGAGCGGAGGGCACCCGGCGGGCAGCAUGCCGCCCCCCGCCCGCUUCAGCGGCUCCCAGUUCAUGGCCCCCCCCGUCGCCAGCCCGGGAGGGCAGCUGAGCGCCAGCAUGCAGCUCCAGAAGCUGAACAACCAGUACUUCAGCCACCACCCCUACCCCCACAGCCACUACAUGCCGGACUUGCACCCCGGUAGCCACCAGCUGAACGGCGGCAGCCAGCAGCAUUUCAGGGACUGCAACCCCAAGCACGGCGGCGGCGGCGGCAGCGGCUUGCCGCCCGCCGUCCCCCACGUCCCCGCGGCAAUGCUGCCGCCCAAUGUCAUAGACACGGACUUCAUCGACGAGGAGGUCCUCAUGUCCUUAGUCAUCGAAAUGGGGCUGGAUCGCAUCAAGGAGCUUCCCGAGCUGUGGUUGGGACAGAACGAGUUUGACUUCAUGACAGACUUCGUUUGCAAACAGCAGCCCAGCAGGGUGAGCUGCUGAUUCAUUUAAAACAAACAAAGGACUUUUAUCGGUGCGAAUGAAAACAUUCCCCUAGACACGGUGUCUCACUUUUCAGGGCUUGAAAAGGUGAGAAUCUGGAAAGCAGAGUCAACUAUGCGCUUGUAUAUUUUUUUUGUUUGUUUUUUAAUCGCUGCCACUUUUUCUUUUUUUUUUUCUUUCUGUAGCUUUGUCACUCACCUCCCCUCCUGUAGUAAUAAUAUCUAGCAACUCUGCCUUUUUAUGUUGGUUGCCCCCCUCCCGACCUCCCUCUCUUAAUUUCCUCGCAGUAACGUGCCCAUAAUUCCCACAGUGCCGGACUGUUAGAUAUUAAUCUUGGCAAAUUGCUUAAUCUUGUGGAUUUUGUAAACUAUGAUUUCCAAUGACUUGAACUGCAUUCAAAUUCUGAGUGAACAGGGGAAAAAAAUUGCAUUAGUUGGUUGCAUGAACUUUGAAGGGCAGAUAGUACUGCACAAAAGCUGCCAUCUUGCUUAAUUUUUAACUAUGCAUUGCAGUGCAGACUAUUUUUUUUUUUUCUGAAUACGCUAAACUGGAAGCUUAACAGAUGUGGGCCAAACCUUUCCAGAUCAGGAAAAGUAAUACUGUUACUUAAAAAGUCUGCUACCCAUUCCCCCUCCCCCAUAUGUACAGACAAUAAUAUGGUGUGGAUGGAAUGUUGACUAGUGGCAAACAUUUCACAGAUUUUUUUUUUUUAAUUUUGUUUCUGUCUUCAGCGUUUUGACACUGUGCUAAUAUAGUUUAUUCAGUACAUGAAAAGAUACUACUGUGUUGAAAGC
This is a messenger RNA of Ficedula albicollis (Collared flycatcher), 1864 nucleotides long. RefSeq names its product Cbp/p300 interacting transactivator with Glu/Asp rich carboxy-terminal domain 2 (gene CITED2). The record is from RefSeq and is a predicted model, not a curated record. The transcript is spliced from 3 exons. The coding region runs from base 348 to 1070 and encodes 240 amino acids. Gene Ontology annotation, cellular component: nucleus. Gene Ontology annotation, biological process: sex determination; left/right pattern formation; regulation of DNA-templated transcription. NCBI's taxonomy places the organism in Eukaryota, Metazoa, Chordata, Aves, Passeriformes, Muscicapidae.